Molecule: messenger RNA, 3554 nt
Organism: Cyanistes caeruleus (blue tit)
Lineage: Eukaryota; Metazoa; Chordata; Aves; Passeriformes; Paridae
Source: RefSeq, a predicted model, not a curated record
GUGAGGUUAGUUUGGGGAUGUGAAUACAAUGAGUGUAAACCAGCAAGCUCACACGGGGCCUCCUUACGGGCAACCUCAGCCUGGAUAUCAGGGAUACCAGCAGCCUGCCUACGGAGGACAGUCAUUGCCAGGGGUUCCUCAGUCGCAGUAUGGAGCUUAUAAUGGGCCGAUGCCAGGAUAUCAACAGCCAGUCCCUCCACAAGGUUACUUUCCUUCCUUGGGGUUUCCUUCGAAGGGCUCUCCUGUAUCUCUCAACUCUGACACUUCUUCUCUUGCACCUAAUUUCAUAGGUUCGUUAAGAGCCCCGCCAACAUCUGGAGCUCCCCCUCCAGCCUCUGGAGCAUCUCAUCCUUCUGGCCACUUGGCAUACAGUCAGUUUGAACAUGGAGAUGUGCAGAAUGGAAUUCCAGCCUCAGCAGCUCCAAUGCAGAGGCCACCUGCUUCUCAGCCAUUUCUGCCAGGCUCAGCACCCACGCCUGUCAGCCAGAUAUCUACGUUCCAGCAAUAUGGGCCCCCCCCAGCCAGCGUGCAGCAGCUCAGGAAUCACAUGGCAGGGAUGACAAUUGGCAGUACUGCAGCCUCUGCUCCUCCCCCAGCUGGACUGGGCUAUGGGGUUGGACCUUCCUCUUACCCUCCUACCACGGGUGCUCCAAGGCCACCUGCCAUGCCAGGCCCACCACUGCCUGGGCAGACAGUUGCUGGACCACCACCAUCAUCCCAGCCUAAUCAUGUAUCCUCACCACCACCUCCAUCAAGUAUGGCAGGGCUGCACCCUGGGCCUCCCAUGAGUGGUCUUCAUGGACCACCUCCUCCCACUCAUCCUCCUCAGCCAGGAUACCAAAUGCAGCAGAAUGGUUCCUUUGGACAGAUGAGAGGUCCCCAGCCAAACUAUGGAGGAGCCUAUCCAGGAGCACCAAAUUAUGGAAGUCCACCUGGACCCCCACCUCCACCAAAACGCUUGGAUCCAGAUUCCAUUCCUAGCCCUCAACUUAAUGAGCUGCCACCCCAGCAGAAACCCAGGCACAGAAUAGACCCAGAUGCAAUUCCUAGUCCAAUUCAAGUGAUUGAAGAUGACAGAAAUAACCGUGGGUCAGAACCAUUUGUCACUGGAGUGAGAGGGCAGGUCCCACCUCUUGUUACUACAAAUUUCUUGGUCAAGGAUCAAGGUAAUGCAAGCCCUCGCUACAUCAGAUGCACAUCUUACAAUAUUCCCUGCACUUCUGACAUGGCCAAACAAUCCCAAGUUCCCCUGGCUGCUGUCAUAAAGCCGCUGGCCACUCUGCCACCGGAGGAGACCCUUCCUUACUUGGUAGACCAUGGAGAAUCCGGUCCUGUCCGAUGUAAUAGGUGCAAAGCUUACAUGUGCCCUUUUAUGCAAUUCAUUGAAGGUGGAAGGAGGUUCCAGUGUUGUUUCUGCAGCUGUGUCACUGAGGUGCCACCUCACUACUUCCAACAUUUGGAUCAUACUGGAAAGCGAGUAGAUUUCUAUGACCGACCUGAGUUAUCACUGGGAUCGUAUGAAUUUCUAGCAACAGUUGACUAUUGCAAGAAUAACAAGUUUCCUAGUCCACCUGCUUUCAUUUUUAUGAUUGAUGUGUCUUACAAUGCUGUGAAGAGUGGCUUAGUGAGGCUAAUAUGUGAAGAAUUAAAGUCACUCCUAGAUUAUCUGCCUAGGGAGGGGAACAUGGAGGAAUCAGCCAUUCGAGUAGGCUUUGUCACCUACAACAAAGUGUUACACUUCUAUAACGUGAAGAGCUCACUGGCACAGCCACAAAUGAUGGUGGUCUCAGAUGUGGCAGAUAUGUUUGUGCCACUCCUUGAUGGUUUUCUGGUGAAUGUGAAUGAGUCCAGGACAGUUAUUGCCAGUUUGCUGGAUCAGAUUCCAGAGAUGUUUGCAGACACAAGAGAAACAGAAACUGUUUUUGCACCUGUGAUCCAAGCAGGGCUGGAGGCGCUGAAGGCAGCUGAGUGUGCUGGCAAGCUCUUCAUUUUCCACACCUCUCUGCCCAUUGCAGAAGCUCCAGGGAAGUUAAAGAACAGGGAUGAUAGGAAACUGAUCAACACAGAUAAAGAGAAGACUUUAUUUCAACCACAGACGAGCUUUUACAACAACUUGGCCAAGGACUGUGUGGCCCAAGGCUGCUGUGUGGAUCUAUUCCUGUUUCCAAACCAGUAUUUGGAUGUGGCAACACUGGGUGUGGUACCUUACCAGACGGGAGGCUCCAUUUAUAAAUAUGCAUAUUUCCAGCUGGAGACAGACCAGUACAGGUUCCUGAAUGACUUGAGAAGGGAUGUCCAGAAAGAAGUGGGAUUUGAUGCUGUAAUGAGAGUGCGCACAAGCACAGGUAUUAGAGCAACUGACUUUUUUGGAGCUUUCUAUAUGAGCAACACAACUGAUGUAGAGAUGGCAGGUUUGGACUGUGAUAAAACAAUCACAGUGGAAUUCAAGCAUGAUGAUAAAUUGAGUGAAGACAGUGGUGCACUGCUUCAGUGUGCUCUGCUGUAUACAAGCUGUGCAGGACAGCGACGGCUCCGCAUUCACAACCUCUCCUUAAACUGCUGCACGCAGCUUGCUGACCUGUAUCGGAACUGUGAGACUGACACCCUCAUCAAUUACUUGGCUAAGUAUGCAUAUCGUGGAGUCCUGAGUAGUCCAGUGAAGACUGUACGAGAUGCACUGAUCAACCAGUGUGCCCAGAUCCUAGCCUGCUAUAGAAAGAACUGUGCUAGUCCCUCUUCUGCUGGCCAGCUCAUCCUCCCUGAAUGCAUGAAGCUGCUUCCUGUGUACUUGAACUGUGUGUUGAAGAGUGACGUACUUCAGCCUGGCCCAGAGGUCACAACGGAUGACCGUGCCUACAUCCGUCAGUUAGUGACAUCCAUGGAUGUGGCUGAAACAAAUGUUUUCUUUUAUCCCAGGCUUUUGCCCCUGACCAAAGCAGAUGUCGACAGUGAUUCCUUGCCAGCAGCCAUUCGGAACUCUGAGGAGCGUCUCUCCAAGGGUGACAUCUACCUGCUGGAGAAUGGGCUGAACGUCUUUGUGUGGGUGGGAGUCAGUGUGCAGCAAGGCCUGAUCCAGAACCUCUUCGGAGUUUCAUCCUUCAGUCAAAUUAGCAAUGCCUUGAGUACCCUGCCAGUCAUGGAAAACCCCUUCUCAAAGAAAGUGCGAUCUAUUGUUGAUAUGAUUCAAGGGCAGAGAUCCCGCUACAUGAAGUUGAUAAUUGUGAAGCAAGAAGAUAAGCUGGAAAUGCUGUUCAAACACUUUCUAGUGGAGGACAAGAGCCUGAGUGGCGGGGCUUCAUAUGUGGACUUCCUGUGUCACAUGCACAAGGAGAUUCGGCAGCUACUGAGCUAGAGGAGUGAGUGGUGCUAGAACUCGGCAGUGACAUUUCAGUCUCCACUAAUGACCUGAUCAGAAGGCCCAGCGCCCUCAGAAAGGACAACAUAGAAAUCUGUACAAUUCCAUAAUUUUUAAUACACAUUGCAUAAGCAGAAAUCCUUUCAACCUUUCCCAAUCCCAUAUGAGAGAUGAAAUAUUUUCCUGGUGAGGGCUAAAA